CGGGCUCAAAGUUCCACGGUUAGGUUGGUGAAUAGCGGGGACUCUUUAUAUAUUCCGCCAUCGUUUUAGCUGCUUUUAGUUUUCAGCGAGGUAUACGGCCGGGUAACGCACGACGAGGCGCCUGGCAAUCUACUUUUCGUUGCGCGGUUGUUUACAUCACGUGAAUUUAUUAUCAUUUUAUGGUGUAUGAAAACAUCACUCCAGAACUAAGAGUUAUAGCACUAUCCACACCCGGCUACUAUACCUAUUUUUAUCGCUAGAACUAUACCACUAGUGCUUACAAUGGUGAAUGACAAGGAUGUUAGGCGGGAGGCCAGAAAAAGGGGAGCAGCAUUGCGGAAAAUCCAGCACGAGGAUAUAGUUAUUGCUACACCAAACCAAACAAGCGGAAACUCGCGAACAAGCUCCAUCAGAAGAACACGGAGCACACCGACCCAACUCGACCGGGACAAGCACAACGAUGACGACGACUAUUUACACAUAGGACCUGCGUCAGCCCGGCUGACUAGAAAAAAGACAGGAAAGAACGUGAUACCACCGAAUCGCGAAGAAAUCGGUAGCCUUGAGGUUACCCCGCCGUCGUUGAAGAGGGGCAGGGGUCGGCCCCGCAAAAUCUCUCUUUUGCCGCAGGGAGCUGUCAAAUCUGGGGGUAAAGAGACUCCGGGUGGCUCUUCCACUCAUACCUCCACCUCUAGAUCUGGCCAUAAGGCCAAUGGUAUAGACCAGGUUCUUGGACAGUCCAAGAAGACCAACUCCUUGAUGAGCCCUCUCAACAGAUACGUGGCACCAGACUUGCCCAGACUUCGCAAUUCCGAUAUAGCUAAUGCCCCACCCCUACAACCAUUUGCUCUCAACGAGCAAACCACGUUGGUGCACAAGUCCCCUUCACCCAUCUCCGAGUACCCCAAAGGAGUUCCGCCACGUCUGACCAAGAAAAAUAUCAAUUCUACCAAGGAAAACGUCAGUUCCUCCAAGAACAUUAAUGCUUCCAAGAAAAACCCUCAGGCUGCCAACCGACAGUUGCUAUCCUUAAAUUCCUUCAUUAAGACCCGUACUAAAGAUGACAGCCCCGCAAGGAGACGACUGAUUGCCCGAGAGCAAUUGUUAACCGCCAGAAGGGGGGCAGGGAAGGCCAACUCGGCGGAAUCCGCGAUAAAAGAGCAAAUGCCGGUCCUGUUAGAAACUACAGGGCGUGGGGAAAAGAGAAGGAGACUACUGGUGAAACCUGCCAAACCCGAUUAUAUCCUGCUGAUAGAUGCUUUCCUAGAUUCUGAUUCUGAGUAUGACUCGAAGGAGAUGACGCCAGCUAAUGCGAGACCCCAGGAACUUGAACUUAACGAUAGCUUUGACGAUGAGGAGUAUCAUAAUUCCCAGGGAGAGGAGACUGAACGACAUGCAAGCGGCCUUCCCGAGAAGAAAGAUGCGCGCCGACAAAAGGUAUUGGUCAAUAAGGCCAUCUCCAAACCAGUACAGUCUUCCAAAACAUAUGCCACUGGGCGCGCAAAACGACAAGCGACAAAACAGCCAAGGACGGUGGCAGAACCUGGGAGCGAUAAUGAUGACAAAGACGCUGAUUAUUCUAUUGACGAGACCAAAACUCCCUCUGAAUCUCUCAGUCAACGAAUCUUGCGUAAUUCGCGGAGUAAGAGACACACCUCACUCGAAGUCAAAGUGAAGAGACUCGAAGUUGCAGCCGAGGAAUCACCCGCUCCGGAAGGGUUGCGUUCAUCACAGCUACACAUGCACAAGGUGACUACAUUAGACGUUUUGUCCCAGUUGAUUGACGAAUUCCUCACGUUAGAGGCACCUAAACAUUCCAAGUCUUCAAGAACAUCUGUUGCCACAGCGAUAAAGCCUGCCGACCAACACGCUCUCUUAACAAACUAUAAGCACCUCAUCAACGGUCACUUCGGCAAAUUACUUGACACCCUUCUCUCAACCGACGCAACUACGAAGAAGAUCCGCGAAUUGGCUAUCAAGAAGAAGGAAUUGCGCGGUGGGUUGCUAGACAUUAAGAAGCGCAGAGCGGAAAUUGUCUCGCGCACCGAAUUAGCCCGUGAACAGUAUGCCGCUGCCGAGCGCAACUACCGGGAAAUGAAUCUGGCAAAUUCUUUUUUCAAAAGCUUGCAUCCCGAGACCGACGAAGUUAUGGCUGAACAGAAUGAGCCAGCGGAGGAACCAGAGAGCGCGGAGGUUCCAACACAAGUCGACCAGGAAACCAGCAGCGGACUGGGAGUGGAAAAGGAGCCACCAGCUCCAGACGUGUCCAUCGGGCUUGAUGACACACUCCAGUCUGAAAGACCGGAGUCCAGCCCAAUGGUGACCCAAAGUGAGGGAGAAACUGCGGCUCGAUCCUCACCGAUUCCGGCCUCUAUCACCACGUCCACGGUUCAGGAGGAAGAAGCUUUUAUUGUUCCGGUGGAGUUUACCACGAUAGCGACAACUUCUGAGCCACUUCUAGGUGAGUAUACCGUAUUAGGCACAAGCUCUGGGUCACAACUCGCUUCCUGCUCGCUGUCGGUAUCUCUUUUAGAGUUGGAGCGGAGACUUAACAAGUUGGACAGAGUCAUCAACCCCCAUUACGGACUUUAUCAAAAACUCGUCAGGUUGAACGAAAUGUUGAAAGAAAUCGAUGCCGCCUUAUAGUACCAGCAAUGCUGUCUCUAAGUCAAUUGAAAUUCCCUGUGGGGGUAAACCAGCGCAUGGUCUGUAGUAUCAAUUAAUAUCAAUAGGCACCGAAGGAUAAUAGU
Babjeviella inositovora NRRL Y-12698 is the source of this 2750-nucleotide messenger RNA. RefSeq lists its product as uncharacterized. The record is from RefSeq and is a predicted model, not a curated record. NCBI's taxonomy places the organism in Eukaryota, Fungi, Ascomycota, Pichiomycetes, Serinales. The coding region runs from base 283 to 2646 and encodes 787 amino acids. The transcript is spliced from 2 exons.